Molecule: messenger RNA, 3159 nt
Organism: Marmota flaviventris (yellow-bellied marmot)
Lineage: Eukaryota; Metazoa; Chordata; Mammalia; Rodentia; Sciuridae
Gene: Cavin1
Product: caveolae associated protein 1
Biological process (GO): transcription initiation at RNA polymerase I promoter; termination of RNA polymerase I transcription
Cellular component (GO): caveola; cytoplasm
Molecular function (GO): rRNA primary transcript binding
Source: RefSeq, a predicted model, not a curated record
GUUUGGCCUGCAAGCGGGCAGUGCGCGGAUCCCCCGCCCCACAGUUCUGGCCGUGGUCCCGGUGCGCACGGACGUGGCUCGAGUUUCCCCUGCUCUCCACUCUCGUUCUCUUUCCCCUCUCCGGCUCUUCCUUCUCUCCCGCUCUCCCGCUGCAGCUUGACCCGGCCGGCACCUCACGGCUCCUGGUAGCCAUGGAGGACAUCACGCUCCAGAUCGUCGAGCGGCCGUUUUCCAGUUUCCCCGACGCCUCCGAGGCCGCGGAGCCCUCAUCCGUAGGGGCGCCGGCAACUGAGGAGCGGUCGGGAGCCGGCUCUGAAGAGCUGAUCAAGUCAGACCAGGUGAACGGCGUACUGGUGCUGAGCCUUCUGGACAAAAUCAUCGGUGCGGUCGACCAGAUCCAGCUGACCCAAGCCCAGCUGGAGGAGCGGCAGGCGGAGAUGGAAGGCGCGGUGCAGAGCAUCCAGGGUGAGCUGAGCAAGUUGGGUAAGGCACAUGCCACCACGAGUAACACUGUGAGCAAGUUGCUGGAGAAGGUGCGCAAGGUCAGCGUCAACGUGAAGACGGUGCGUGGCAGCCUGGAGCGCCAGGCCGGCCAGAUUAAGAAGCUGGAGGUCAACGAGGCCGAACUGCUGCGGCGCCGCAACUUUAAAGUCAUGAUCUACCAGGAUGAAGUGAAACUGCCGGCCAAACUGAGUGUCAGCAAGUCGCUGAAAGAGUCCGAAGCGCUGCCAGAGAAGGAGGGCGAUGAGCUGGGAGAAGGAGAGCGGCCCGAGGAGGACACGGCAGCAGUUGAGCUGUCCUCGGAUGAGGCGGUGGAGGUAGAGGAGGUCAUUGAAGAGUCGCGUGCUGAGCGCAUCAAGCGCAGCGGCCUGCGUCGUGUGGAUGACUUCAAGAAGGCCUUCUCCAAGGAGAAGAUGGAGAAGACCAAGGUGCGCACCCGUGAGAACCUGGAGAAGACCCGUCUCAAGACCAAGGAGAACCUGGAGAAGACUCGGCACACGCUGGAGAAGCGCAUGAACAAGCUGGGCACGCGCCUGGUCCCAGCCGAGCGACGCGAGAAGCUCAAGACCUCUCGCGACAAGCUGCGCAAGUCCUUCACACCUGACCACGUGGUUUACGCGCGCUCCAAGACCGCGGUGUACAAGGUGCCGCCCUUCACCUUCCACGUCAAGAAGAUCCGAGAGGGCGAGGUGGAGGUGCUGAAGGCCACUGAGAUGGUGGAGGUGGGCCCGGACGACGAGGAGGUCGGCGCUGAGCGAGGUGAGGCCACCGACCUGCUUCGUGGGAGCAGCCCCGAUGUGCACACGCUGCUGGAGAUCACCGAGGAGUCGGAUGCAGUGCUGGUGGACAAGAGCGACAGCGACUGAGCGGGACGCGAGACCGGCGCCUCGCCCUGCCGCUCCCCACCCCUGAUACCACCCCACUCCUUUCCCUUUUCAAACUUUCUCUUUCGCAUUCUCUCUCAGCCCUGACCUGGUUGAGAUUUUUCUAAGUUGAAAACACCUCCUCUUGAGGAACACCCCUCCAAGUCACAGCUGUUAGACUGGAGGGGGAGGCAGCCCCCACCAUGGACACCCCCAAUUUGGACGUAGUCUAAAUGGAAAUGGGAAGAAAAGUGAUCUGUGCCCUGUUUGUCCAAUUUAGGGGAUUCUAGAGGAAAUUGCUAAUUCCAUGGUUGGGCCCCAUGGGGGGGGGCUGCCUGCCCCUCCACACAGCACCCACUCCCAGCUGCAUCAUUCCUGCUCACUAAGCUCUUCCCCUUCCUUCUUAUCCUCAACCCCAGAGGCUCCAAAACCACAGUUACCAAGAGGAAAGCUCGAGCCCUAAAGAGGACCUUUGCCCACACGGGAGGUCUCCUCCCAGAAGACCUGAGGGUGUUUGGGGGAGGACCCUCAGGAGUGAGGAAGAAAGGCAGAGUGAGCCUUGACCUUGGAUAAGGGUCCAGCACAGGCUGUAUCCACAAAGAGCCCCAACAAGGAAGCCUGGAAGCAAGCAGAACCUGGGGCAGGAGGGCUGUGGAGAUAUGGAGAGCACACAGCCGAGGGGGAGGAGCACGCUUACUUGUCUAUGCAUCCGCUCGCAGGAGCACAUGGCUGUGGCUUUGGGAAGGAGAAGGGAAAACUAGGAGAAGAUGGAAUGGGUGAAAAGAGAAGUGGCCUCAUUAGCGUCAUGAGAAAACAGGACACGAAUCCCAUAUUACUGGGGUUUUCAGGAUAGCAGGACUAUUUUCAGGAGCUGGAAGGGGGACAGUGUGAGAAAAAGGUGAUCCAAAGAGGAGAGAGGUAUGUUUUGCCUGAUCCCUUAACUAGGGUCUGGGUGCUACCCUCAGAGGAAGCCUAGUUCUUUUUUUUUUUUUUUGGAAGCCUAGUUCUUAAAGCAGAGAAGAUUCAGGUCCCAGAAGGGGGCAGCAGCAGGCUGUGGAGAGCUGGGAGUUAGGCCGGAAGUCAGGCUGAAAAUAGCCAGGUGCUAAUGGCCAGGCCUGGAACAGAGAGCCAGAGGUGGAAGCCCGGGAGCACAGUGUAGAGUAGCCAGCCCCAGCCCCUUCCUGAACCUUCUACAGGAGACCCCUCCCUAGAGCUGCAGAACUCUCCCAGACCUUGCUGGGUUCCUUGCCUUUAGGGGUGCCUUUCCUAAAACCUUGGGGACAAGGGAGUGCAGCUUCCAAUCUGAGGCCUGAUUUCUGUAGUGCAUUGCCUAGGUAUCAGCAGCUUCAGUUCUUCUAUUCCUUUCCAGAAGCAAGGACAACUCCUCCCCAUAAGUCGAAGCCCCAAGGAAGGGCAGGAGGCUUCCCUUCUUUUCCCCCAACCUCCACCACCCCCUCCUUAUCUUCCCAGCUUUGCUUUUUAGAAUUUCAGCUAAUUGUUUUAAGGGGUGGGGGGUGGGGAGUCUGGGAACACAAACCUUUUAUAUAAUACAAAGCUUUGCUUCCCCCCCCAACCCCCCACCUUUUCCUUUUCUUGGUUCCCUUCUCUCCUCUGAAUGGUUGGAGACACAUCAGCUGAGGGAGGAUGGGGAUUGUGGGACAAGGUCCCUUGGUGCUGAUGAAAUGAAGGGGUCUGAGUUGUGGGCAGAUGCAGUUUCUCAUGGGCUCUGGGGAGCCCCUCAUGUUGCUGUGUCCUGGUGAGCAGCCCGACCAAUAAACCUGCUUUUCUAAAAUGA